AUGGCUACCCCUAGUGUCCUAGCUUUUGACGCUGAGGGUCGCGCCAUUGAUUUUGAGGUCUGGUUAGACGACCUGCAGCUGUUCUUACAGUGCGACAGAGCUGACGACCUUUCUCUCUUUGACCUCACCUCUGGCACCUCUCCUGCUCCUGCUGCUGAUGCUGAUCCCACUGUCCGCUCUCAGUGGGCCACCCGCGAUGCUGCUGCACGUCUUGCUGUGCGUCGCCACCUCCCUACCUCUGAGCGUGCGCACUUUAGCCAGUACAAGAGUGCUCAGACCUUGUACGACGCUGUAGUUGCGCGCUACUCCUCCCCUGCCACUGCUGCACUGAGCCGUCUCAUGCUUCCCUACCUCUUUCCUGACCUCUCUGCCUUUCCCACUGUUGCUGACCUCAUUACGCACCUCCGCACUAGUGACACUCGCUACCGCGCCGCCCUUCCUGCUGAGUUCUGCGCUAAGAACCCACCCCCCAUGUACAUCGCUCUCUACUACGUAGUCGCGCGCCUCCCUGACUCCCUUCGCGUCGUCAGGGACCACUUUCUCGCAGUCUGUCCCACCACCCUCACCGUCGACCUCCUCGAGAAGGCCCUCCUCGCAGCGGAGAAGAGCAUAGUCGCUGUAGGUGCUUCUCCUGGUGACCCUCGCACCCCCAUCUUUGAGGGGUGCUCUCCUUCCCCCUUGCUGCCCUCUGUUGCCUCUGCUGCUGCUGCCGACCUGCUUGGUCUUGAGUCGGUCGGCGCGGCGUCUGCCCCUAGUGGGAGACGUCGCUCCAGCAAGGGCAAGGGGGGCAAGGGCGCGGGUGGAGCUGGAGGGGGCGGUGGCGGUGGCGGCGGUGGCGGCGGAGGGAGUGGGGGUGGCGGCGGGACUAGUGGCGGGGGUGGUGGUGGUGGUGGCAGCAGCGGCGGAGACGGUGGUGGUGGUGUCAGCGGUGGUGGUGGAGGCAGCGGCGGAGGUGGAGGCGGCGGAGGUGGAGGCGCAGCGUAG
Messenger RNA from Closterium sp. NIES-65, 984 nucleotides. The record is from the annotation of a GenBank genome assembly. Lineage: Eukaryota; Viridiplantae; Streptophyta; Zygnematophyceae; Desmidiales; Closteriaceae.